Molecule: messenger RNA, 9298 nt
Organism: Phascolarctos cinereus (koala)
Lineage: Eukaryota; Metazoa; Chordata; Mammalia; Diprotodontia; Phascolarctidae
Gene: BACH2
Product: BACH transcriptional regulator 2
Biological process (GO): regulation of transcription by RNA polymerase II
Molecular function (GO): DNA-binding transcription factor activity, RNA polymerase II-specific; RNA polymerase II cis-regulatory region sequence-specific DNA binding; protein binding
Source: RefSeq, a predicted model, not a curated record
CUCUCUCGCCUCUCUCUCGCCCCUUCCCUUGUUACAUUUCCCCCCUACCCCCUCCCUUUCCCUACGGACUUGGGGAGGCUGGGAACGAGCUGCCAUGUGAUGCCUGUCUGGCCGGGUUUCACUUGGUAACCCCCGAACCGAAAGCCACACACCGGCUGGCCGGCCGAAGCCGGGGCCGGGGGGUGGGCGGGGGGUGCUUGCAAGCUUGAAGACUGCGAGAGAGAGAGAGAGGGAAAGACGCAAAGUUCCUGGAAAAGUGGAGGUCUCCGAUUCAGAAAGUGAGGAUUCUGGAGAAGAGAAGAAUGAUCAAGAGCUGCCACACUCUGUGACAUGUCCAACCCCUUGAUCCAGUCCAUGCAACAUGUACAAGGUGGAGAUCCAUUGAUUCAUCAUCAGUUUGCAUCACAAAGCUUUGGGGGUCCAUGUCUGAAUGGAUUGCUGUAGCCUCAUUUCUCCAUUCAUCCAGUUCCCUGCAUCAUAAGACUUUAAGCCAGCACAGGACCUAGAAAAAUUACAUGGUGUGAACGGAAUGUCUGUGGAUGAGAAGACUGAAUCCCCCAUGUAUGUGUAUGAGUCAACAGUCCAUUGUACCAAUAUCCUCCUGUGCCUCAAUGACCAGCGGAAGAAGGAUAUUCUUUGUGAUGUGACUUUGAUUGUGGAAAGGAAAGAGUUCCGAGCCCACCGGGCUGUGUUGGCAGCAUGCAGUGAAUACUUCUGGCAAGCUCUGGUAGGGCAGACGAAACAUGACUUGGUUGUCAGCCUGCCUGAGGAGGUCACUGCUCGGGGGUUCGGCCCAUUGUUACAGUUUGCCUACACUGCGGAGCUGUUACUCAGUAGAGAGAACAUCCAGGAGGUCAUCCGCUGUGCCGAGUUCCUGCGCAUGCACAACCUGGAGGAUUCCUGCUUCAGUUUCUUGCAGACCCAGCUCCUAAACAACGAGGAUGGCCUGUUCCUGUGCAAAAAAGACACCUCUUGCCAACGCAUGCAUGGAGACAUGGAGAACUCGGAGGGGGAGGAGGAGGAGGAAACAAUGGAAUCAGAAACCUCCAAGAUAUCGUGUCCCAAGGAGCGGGUGCAUCCAGAACCCCUUGGCUUUGAGUCUGCAGCCCCAGUAGCAGAGAAGGAAGAAGGCGUGCUACCUGACUCCGACGCGCCGAGGGACGAAGGCAGGGGCAGUCUGGACAAGGAUACGCUAACACGGUACCCCAGAUAUAAGAAAUACCAGCUUGCUUGUACCAAGAAUGUUGUCUACAACACAUCGCACAUCAGUACCUCAGGUUUUGCAAGCGCACUCAGUGAAGAGAACCCUGGCACCGGCCUCCAGGCGGGACUGGCCAUGGGGCAGAUCAAAAGUGAACCUUACAGUGAAGAGAAUGACGAGGAAAGCAUCACACUUUGCCUGUCUGGAGAGGAGCCCGAUGUCAGGGACAAAGAGGGGGAUGUCGAGAUGGAAAGGAAACAGCCUAGCCCCAUCCCCACCCCUGUGGCCACCACGUCUGCUGCUGCUGCUGCUGCUGCUGCUGCUGCAGCCACCGCUGCUACCCCCUUGGCCACCUGCAUGGACAGAUCUAAAAGCGGCUCCUCUCCUUCCUGUUUAGGGUCUCUCUUCAACAGAACAAAAAGUGCGGAGUUGUCGGGCUUGCCCAGUACUUCCCAACAGCACUUUGCCAGGAGUCCAGCUUGCCCUUUGGACAAGGGGACAACUCAGGGUGACCAUAAAACUGACUACAGCCCUUUCACAGGGAAUUAUGGACAGUCCCAUGCCAGUCAGAAAGAUGCUUCCAGCGUCCCAGUGGGGUCUCCUCUCAAGGGGCCCGGGUUUGAAACUCUCUGUAAGCAAGAAGGUGAGCUGGACAGGCGGAGUGUGAUCUUCUCUUCCAGCGCCUGCGACCAAGGGAACACUUCAGUGCAUUCAUAUUCUGGCGUCACCAGUUUGGACAAAGACCUCCCUGAGCCCGUGCCAAAGGGUCUUUGGGCAGGAGCUAGCCAGUCCCUCCCUAGCUCACAGACCUAUUCCCACAGUGGACUAAUAGCUGAUCACUUGCCAGGAAGGAUGCGGCCUAAUACCAGCUGCCCGGUGCCAAUUAAAGUUUGCCCUCGCUCUCCCCCCUUGGAGACCAGGACCAGGACCUCCAGCUCCUGCUCCUCCUACUCCUACGCAGAAGAUGGGAGUGGUGGUUCUCCCUGUAGCCUCCCUCUCUGUGAAUUCUCCUCCUCUCCCUGUUCCCAGGGAGCUCGAUUCCUUGCCACUGAUCAUCAGGAGCCAGGCCUGAUGGGAGAUGGAAUGUACAACCAAGUCCGACCCCAAAUUAAAUGUGAGCAGUCCUAUGGAACCAACUCAAGUGAUGAGUCUGGAUCGUUCUCUGAAGCAGACAGUGAGUCAUGUCCUGUGCAAGACAGGGGCCACGAGGUCAAACUUCCCUUUCCUGUCGAUCAAAUCACAGAUCUUCCAAGAAACGACUUCCAGAUGAUGAUAAAGAUGCACAAGUUAACCUCAGAACAGUUAGAGUUCAUUCACGACGUUCGCCGACGUAGCAAGAAUCGAAUUGCAGCUCAACGCUGCCGCAAAAGGAAACUAGACUGCAUUCAGAAUUUAGAAUGUGAAAUACGGAAAUUGGUAUGCGAGAAAGAAAAACUGUUAUCAGAAAGAAACCAACUGAAAGCAUGCAUGGGGGAACUCUUAGAUAACUUCUCCUGUCUUUCCCAAGAAGUCUGCCGAGAUAUCCAGAGCCCUGAGCAAAUCCAAGCCUUGCACCGGUAUUGCCCUGUCCUCAGGCCAGUGGAUCUCCCCACAGCCACCAGUAUUAACCCUUCGCCCACUGGCAUGGAGCAAAAUCUGGCAGCAUCCCAGUGUGUAGGGGAAAGCAUGCAGUGCUGCUUGGAUCAGGGCACUGUGCCCCUUGGGACUCCCUGGCUGCCCAACAAUGUGUCAGAGAAUUGUACAGCUGGGAGGAGGUUGGAAGUUGCUGACCAAGGUACCUACUCAGAGAGAGGGCCCUCUCUAGAACCAAGGAGCCAAACAGUGACCGUGGACUUCUGCCAGGAAAUGACUGAUAAAUGUACAACAGACGAACAGCCCAGGAAAGAUUAUACAUAGUGACUUGGGCCCUGACAUCCCCACCCAGACAAAUGUUCAUCAGUCAGCCUGUGGCCAGUUCAUUUGUUGUCUAGAAGAACGAAUUUGGUGCACACUACAGUGGUCUUAGCAGCAAUACUGUUUUUAAGUAUUUCCUCCUCCCUACAAGCAGGAGUUACGUAGUUAUCUUCACAAUGGUGCUAUCCCUUGCCCAGGCAGGGAACUCAAACAGUGGCAACACUGUCUGUUUUUAUAUGUUAAUUUCAAUCUUAACAGGGAUGGACAUAACACCUCUGAGGACCCAACCACAGAUUAUUUUCUCAGUGGCCCAUGUCACAAAACCCUAUCUCAGGAAUUUCCUCUGAAUGUUCAAUUUUUUUUCAUUGAAGACAGCUUCUAUACACAUCAAAGUUUUAUAACUAAACUGUACAUAUAAUAUAUAUAAUAUAUAAAAAUAUAUCUCCAUAUGCAAAAGUCCCUGCAUGCCUCAGUUUUCUCAUCCUAAAACUGGAAACUUUCAUUUCUAAUGUAUAAACAAGUUCCAACAUUCCUUUUUUUCUUUUCUUUUUUUUUUUGUUUGCCUUUGAUGCUAGAAGUAGUUUGGUAACUUGUUAUGGCAGUAAUUUUUUUCUUGGUUCAUAGUUCAUCAAUAUUACUCAGUUUGUACUUAUUUAUGGAAAAAUCAACAUGGAAAGCUUAUUUGAGAGUUGAUUGCAGAGUUUUUGUUUUGUUUAAUUUUGGGCACAAACAAAUGGUGCCAUCUGAGCAUUGUGGAUUUUUUUUCUUGCAGAUACUGUACAGUAAUGGUCAACUUUGCCACUUGCACUGAGUUUGGGGUCAAACCUAUUUUCAUAAAUGAAGUUGUAACUUCAGUAUAACUCGAGUAUACUGUAUAUUAUUUGCUUUAUAGUUUAAAAAAGUAAAACAUUUUAGAUAAUUAAAAAAGCACUCAGGUGAUAAUUAUGUAGGAGAAACAAUCUUGCCAAAUAAUGAAUUCACCCUCCAAUUUGUAGAUGAUAAUCUGCUUGAAUAUUUUUGUAUUUUAACUCCUUAGCCCCCUCCCUUCCCUUUUCCCAAGCAAAUUUUAAAGGCAUCUGGUUAGUGAUGGAUGCUUGAUGUCCAGAUUCCUAGGUGGGGAGAGAGUUUGGGCAUCCCACUUGAAAAAUGCAUCAGUAACAGAACAUCCAUCCAUGAUUUUACACCAGGAUUCUACAGGUGUUGGUGUCUAGAAACCAAGUUCUGUUUUCUUCCCUGAGGAAGUAAGUUGUGGGUGGUCACUACUUAUUCUCUGAAGGGUUCUGUUAUAAUAGGAUCUUCUCUUUUGAAGUCAUGGCUAUCAACCCAACUACCUUUGAGAAGGCCAAUCUCCCUGGAGAUGAUUGAAGCAAUUGGUUGAGUCCACUGAACCAAUGGCUGGUCUUUGAAUGGUCCAGAAGGCCAGUGAAGCAAAUGUGCCCCAAAUAGGAGAGACAGUAGUGCAGUUGCAAGCCCAAAGUCUCCUCCUGGCAUAGGCAGAAGAGGUUUUUUUUCCCUCCCUUCCUCCUCCAAGUGCAUUGAGUUGUGUUUUGAGGUUAUUUCACUGUCCUGCUGCCCAAGUAUGUCCAUAGCUCAUUCUGAGGCUUUAGACAAGACAAUACCAGAACUCUUCCUAAUGGCAUUUUUCCUCUUUUGCUACAAAACUGGUUGGCUGUGCACAUCUGCAUAAAGAGAGCAGCUUUUCCUCAGCACAGAGGGAUGAUGUUCUCCUCUGGUGCAAACGUUUACACAUGAGGUGUGCACCAGUGUUUCUCUUCAGGCACUCAGUAGCUCAACAUCUUUCCUUAGGAGGAGGAAUCAGCUCCCUCACUCCAUGAUACUUUUAUGACAUCAUGAAUAUGGACACUUAUGAAUGCCCUGGUCUUGCUUAACACCCCUUGACCCCGUGGCUGCAGUCUGGCUCUGGAGGAGAAUUGUGUAUGGUUUGAUAUGGGGCUAGGGUGGGAGGGGUCAUCGGGGGCUAAAUGGCUGAUUUUUGGUUCUUUCUUUGUGCCACUGUUUAGACAAUAUUAAAGCCGCAUGUAAAAAGGGGAAGUUAGUAUAAAACGUAGGCGAAAAGUGAAACCAUAAUAACAUAUGUUUUAGUAUUAACUUUUUCUGUACAAAAUACUAGCUCUAAAUGUUUAAAUAUGUGUGGAUGCCAGAAACUGUUGAUUCACACAGUAGGAAAAAAAAAAAAGACUUUUCUUUUAAAAUGCUUUCGUUUUAAAGACCUGCCUCUAGGUUUGUGUGUGUGUGUGUGUGUGUGUGUGUGUGUGUGUGUGUGCCUGAAACAGUUUUUUAUAAGGCCCUCUAUGGAUAAUUCAUUUUUUUUCUUAUUUGUUGUUGUUAUUGUUGUUGUUGCAAUUUCUUGACCUUGUAAAGUAAUUCUUUACUUCACCAUAAGGUUUUCAUUUGUGGGAGACAAUGGUGACAACAAGAAUUUUAAACUAAAUGUGAAUCACAUGAUCACUUCAUAGGUUUUUGUUAUCGGAGGGAGUCAGCUGACAGUAUUUUUUAAACUAUUUUUAUUGUUGCCUUUUUUAAUGACCUCCUCUUUUUUGUUUUUGGUUUUUAUUGUUCUACGAGUAUAUAAAUAACCAAGUCUGCACCAGCUUCUUGACAUGAUUUUACCCAAUUAACAACUCAUGUGCAACUGGUAGUCUUGACCUCAUUCCAUCCUUUGUGCGUAUUAUUGUUCUUGUUACUUUUAAACACCCACAGACCUUGUGCUGCAGCUAUUGGUUCCAACCUGGUUCUCGCUGAUGGUAAAUCUGUUUAUUUUUUCCCUCCCCUGACUGUCUACUAACCCAACCUUUGCCAUGGGAACUAUUGAUGAAAACCAUUGCUCAAGGGGGGGGGGAGGAACUUUUUCAAGCUUUUGGAGAUCCACUUUUUAAAUUGUAUUUAUUUACCCCAUGAAGUAACUGAUUUCAUGUAAUUGUUCAGAUGCUAUAGAUGUGGUUUUAGCUAUUCUGAACCAUGUGCUUAUCAAAUCUGUUACUGAUUCAUUUGGAGAGACUUAAAAGGGAGACACUUGGGAGGACUAGAUAUGGGACUGAAUCUGAAUUGGCUCCCAUGCAGUACAGAGAAUUUCCAAAUCAAAAAUUGAUUACCCUUUUUCCUUCCCCCCCCACUCAAAAUAAAUUUUUUUAAAAAGGUAAAAGUAGCAAUGAGAAAAACAACUUACACAAAAUUAAAGUCUAUAAUUGUGUUUUUAAAAUCUCUUCCUUCCAAAAUAAAGAGCAAACCACCCCUUAUCCAUGGCCAAAGUUCUAGUGGUAUCUACUUCAGAUUCCAAGUGGCUUCUAUCCAUGGGACAACCGAUAAUUGGGGCAACAGCAAUAAGUAGGCAGAUCUCACCCCAGCUUAGUGUUCCCUUUUCAUUUGCCUUCUCCAUGCUCCCUAUAUCACCAGAAAAACCUCAUUUCAUUUAAGCUUAUUGUGCUAUUGUCACUCAAAUGCUUUGCAGUGUGUAUUUUGUUUCUGCACAUUCUCUGGGGGUGCCUUGAAUAAGACAGAACUCCAUCGCACACUGAUUCUGGAACAAAUUGGUUGGAAAAGAAAAAGAAAAACUCUUAGUCAAGUUACUAGGACAUCCUAAUAUUUAUGCCGUGGACUUCCUAAUGUAUGAUGACUCAGGCGUCAGAGUUGAUGCUGCAGUAGAAGACUAUUAUUUUGUAUAAUGUACAAGUAAUUUAUUAAAUGUCUUUCUAAGGGUAUGCUGCUUUAAGAUGCACUAUAUUUUUGGAUUUAAUCCUUAUAUUGUUGUUUUCCCAAGGAAGUAAAAAUGUAGUAUUACAAAGGCUAACCAUAGUGAUUAGUAAGCCAACUACUACCUCUCUUUUUAAAAGAAGAGUGGGGACUAGCAACAGUAAUUGCAUUAGAUUAAUUGGUGUAGGAGAAGUAUCUCUAAUGUUAAAUCUGUCACUGCUGUGGAAAGGUCCAAUGCAAAUUUUCUAGCUAUUUUAAAUGCUUUAUAAUUGCAAGUUUUAAACACACACACACACACACACACACACACACACACACAAUUAUGACCCUGUAAGAAGACAGUCCCUUUAAUAAACCCAGAACGUCCUGUUGUUGGAAUCCACAACACAUUUUAGAUGAAGUACAGGUUCCUGACUGUUAAAAUUGGAAAUAAGGUGUAUUUUUCAAGCUUUCACAAGGUAUCACCCCCUAUCUUUGUCCUACAUAGUUCUGCUGACUGCACCCUCUCCACCCCUUCCCAAUUUAAUCUAAGAAUUGUUCAAGUCUUUUCAAACCAGCCAAACACCAUUGGCACAGCUUAGGGUGGCCUUUGGUUCUAUCCUUGACUCACUGGGAAUACAUGCGCAGUAAUUACUUUUGAAGUUUUCCCAAUGGAGGUGAAUUUGUUGCAGAAGCAGGGAUUGCUUGUGGCAGCUACAUGCCGCACAUAAAUGUUAGAGAUCCUGCUGAAGAUAGCCACAGGACAUUUUUUAAUAUAGAUAAUGUAUAUAUUCUGUUGUGAGCUAGUAUUUUCUUCUGACAUUGUGGUUUUCGUUUUAGGUUAUGUUUCUGGCAAAGCAAUCCUUAGGGUGAUUCAGGCUAUGUGGAUCUAGCAUCCAUGUAGGAUGUGUGUGUGUGUGUGUGUGUGUAUGUAUGUAUGUAUGUGCUUUGUGUAUAAUAUGUAUAUGUAUGUGUAUUUAUAAUGCAACCUGAACUAUUUUAUGACCCAGGCAUCAUCGUGAUGCUGUAGAAUCCAAUCUACAUGAACAUACGUAUGUGUGUGCAAAGAAUAUAUGUAUAUAGAAAAGACCUAUUAUGGCGGAUUAGGGAUAAAUUAUUGAUCUGACAGUGCAACAACAUAGCUUGCAACAAAAAGUAAAUGUAUAGUAUUUUCCUACACUCCACCAUGGUAGAUGAUAUUUAUACUAAACUAAUAUCAGUGACAUGUUUUUAAUUGUAAGCAUAAGACAUUGCCAUUUUGUGAAGAAAACCACUUUGGUGAGGGGGGUCAACUUGAGUAGUUUUUAUUUAAUGUUGUAACAUGGUAAUUAGCCAAAUCCGACAGCUGAUGAAAUAAACAGUUCUGUGAAUUUCACUUUCAUUCCAGUAGUAUUGACCUCAAAUCAAAGAAUGGCCCUCUCUGUGAGCAGGAGUGCACCAAGACCAGAUGUUUCACUCAGACUUACAUGUAGUGCCAAAAAAACACUCCCCCUGGGGGAGUGGAAGAGGGUGGAGUUGAUGGGAGUAAAAGAGCUGUGCCCCAGAAAAAAAAAAAAAACAAAAGUAGAAGCAACUUGAGUUGGUGAAAGCGUUUUCUCUCAGCAGGGUGAUUCUCAGACCUCUACCAUUUCUGGAGACAGGGGUGUGUGUGUGUGGGUGUGAUGUGGUAUGGUGUGUGUAUGGAUGUGUGUGUGUGUGUGAUUCCCACCCACCUGGCUCACAUUCGAACAGAGUGUAUUUGGCAUGUCUGCAUACUAUUGCUGCCUUUGAGGGCCCUGACUCAGGAGCACCCCAAGAGCAAGCAAGAGCGAUAGUGAACACAGCAGGGAUCGUUGGGUGCUUGUCCUAAUAUUAGCACCAUUCCUUUCAAGCAUCGCUUUGGAUUUCGAAGCCAGGAAUACCUGUAGAAUUUGUUCCAGAACCAGUCCAAUACAAGUGCACCUCUAAUAAAUGCCUUACAAACUUCAGAGGCCAUAUUCAGAACAGGGUUUUAUCAGCGUAUGCAAGGGGCUGCAGCCCCUCUUCUCUUCCUCCCCAGGUCAAACAGUAUGGACAGUUUUCACACAUAUCUACCUGUAUAAUCCUCUGUACCUCUCAUAACUGGUCAAUGACUGUAACAGGUUACAUCAGGUGUUUUUCUACAUACUUUUUACACAGAUUCUAUGCGAUUAAUGUAACUUAAUUCAAUGCAUCAUUUAAUUGUACUAGUUCUUAAGCUUGUCCUUAUUUUUUUUUCUAGGUGACUGUGGUUUCUUGUGAUUUUUAUUGUAAAAAUGAGAUGGCUGUUGAUGCUUAUUCUCUGUUACUAAGAAUUUUUACCUUUUUGGAAAAAAAAGAGCAUUGCUAUGAACUAAUGAAUUAAAACUUCAUUUAGUCGUUGUAAAUACAGUAUUGUGCAAAAAAAAAAAAGCCCAACCCUUUUCAUUCAUUUGAAUUGCUAGUGUUAACUGAAUUUUGUCUAGACACCAUUUCUGUUGAAGAAAUAAAGACAUAUCAUUAUGUAUUGUAAAUUGA